AAAUUUCUGUUCUCUAUUUCUGUACCACCUGCGCACAGGUGAACCUCAUGGUUAACCUUUGAAGGUGAGGUUUGCAGCACUGCCUCUGCUUUAGCUCUUGGAAGAGGCCUGAAGCUGGCCGUCUUGAGCCCUCUGAAGCCUAACCCAACUGGGUUCUGAACUGUUUCCAUUGCUUGAGAAGGUUGACCGUCAAUAAUAAUAAUAAUAAUAAUAAUAAUGCAUCACAUUUUAUAUAGCGCUUUUCACAGUUCUCAAAGAUGCUUAAAGUCAAGGCAGUCCUGUAAGGUCAACCUGUGAGAGGAAUGAUAAUGAAAACUGCUCAUACUAGAAUUCAGUAUCAAGACAACAAGCAUUUAAACAUAAUGUAGUCUCCACUGAUGUAGUAGACUGCUACUAUCAAUAGGAUUUUUUUUGCUGUCAGAAUUACCCCACUGAUUUUUCUUCAGAACAGUCAAUGCUGAAAGUUAAAUAUGAUUUACAUCAAAUUAAUUUUGUGGCGUUAUCAAAAUCUUUAUCACAGCACUGAACAGUUUUACCACUUCAGUUAAUUUUACCCCAUUUUAAUGUGUAAAACUGGUAAUCACAGAAGUAUAUAUUUAGCAUAGUGCCUUUCAGUACUGUUCCUUUGCCAUGUCAAUUACUUCAGCAAUCCAGGGUGAGCCAGUUGGCCGCAUACCUAAUUACACAAUAGAAAUGUCACUCAUGGAUAUACAAACAGUUUAUUCAAAAAUCUUUCCUCCUCUGUCUAUCCAUUUCUACUGAGGCCCAGAAGCUUUGACGUGUAUCUCUGACAGGGAUUUUCCCAUAUCACACCAAGCUUUUGAACUUGGUGUUUCCUACAGACCUCCCUCUACCUUUUAACCCCACACUGUAACCAAAAAGUUUGAGGUUUAGUUAGCUGAGAGGCCUGCUAUCUUUGUCCCAUAGGGUAAUCAUAUUUCUCUUAAGUGUGACAAGGGGCCCCAUGUUGUUGCCAAACACGGGAAAGUAUCUUUUUCCUCAUGUCUAUGAUUCUAACACUUGAUCAUUCUGAAAGAGAUUCUCACUGAAGAUGAUGCAACCAGAAAGAGGCUUGAGGUAAUCGAGAAGAAAUUUUGCGGUAUCCAGUCUUUUGUCCCUCUGCUUAAGCAGUCAGUUGCCUUGCAGCGAUUAGAGUCUUUAGUCGUAUUAGUCUUUAGAACUGGCACAAAUGUCUUUUUUGAUGAUUCUUCUUGUAGUGCUGCUAACACCAGCAUUGUUUGCCAUCUUCUGAGUAUUGGCUUUGAUAUAAUUAUUUUACUUUCUGGUUACCUUGAGAAGUAUCACCACUAGGGGGACCAGUUUACAAUGCCAUGCUGACAGUGGCUCUAGCGUUUGUCCAGUCUGCCUUAAGAACGGGCUAACCCUCAGGGAGAGGCCUUUGUUAACCUGUCCUUUAUUUUAAUGGUUUAACCUGAACCUUCAACUAUAGCGGUAGAAUCACUAGUGCAGUCUUAUACAGGAAACCAUGAGCACCAUAGACCCUAUGGUGCUCAGUAGAAGAGGGAUGUUUCCUCUUUUCUCUCUCACAUCCUGCCGGGGAAUGUAUUUCUUGGAGUCCUUUACAGAAGCGUGACCCCAUACAUAAGAAAAAGUUUGACAAGAUGAUUUGUUUCUCUUGCUCUCUCAGUCAUGAACACAUGUAGCCUACAUUGCUGAGGACUGUUACACUAUGCCUUCAGACGACAUCCCUGUUGUCUCUUUCAGCCGUCUAUCUCUACAACAGAGCCACAUAAAUACCAAAGUACACAAUUUUUUGGUGUGUUUAUGUAGGAAAUGUUGAAGGAAAAAUGUUUACUUCUCAGAAACGCUGGUCAUAUUCUGAAUGUGAAACCUGACUCAAAACCUGCAUGUACUUUGCUGUCAGUAGAGAACGGCUAUAUAGUUCUCCCAUAUAUGGUUUCUAUAAAGGAGGACUUUAUGUAUAAUAAUAAUAAUAAUAACCAUGUAUCACCCCAUACUACUCAAUUCACAUUGACAUUUAGAUGGUCUUGGUUGCUUCGAGUUUCACAGCGUCAAACCUCCUUUCCCCUUUUGCAACUUCCUCUUUCAUCUAUGAGGUAUCUAUCGCAGACUAAAAAACUAAAACCACUUGCUGAAACAUCUCGGCAAGUGUCGACUGCUUCUGGGGGUGACUGCAGCCUGCCGUGCUUUGGAGGUGACCAGAACCAAGUGAGGAGAUAUCAAAUAAGACCAACUCUCUUGUGCUGCUGACCCGAAGAUAUACACAUAGGAGCCACACAGGAGUUUUUUCCCCACCCCCCAACACAGGGUGAACUCUCCGAAAACGAUGUUGAAACAGUUCAGUCUCUUAAAACAGUUUGGAUCAGUAUCAAAGUCACAAGAUGCAACAGAUCUUUUGUCUGAGGAUCUGGUUAUGGUGGAGCAGCGGGUGGAGCCCACAAGGAAAGCUGCGCAGAUUGUCCACAAAAAGCUGUUGGCCUGCUUGCAGAGCCACCAAGGACUGGAUGCCGAGAAACGCAUGAAAAAACUUCCCAUCACGAUGUUGUACUUCGCCAUGGCUGAUUGUUUAAAAGACUUUGAUGCUGAAUCAUCUAUCAGAAGAGUGUUGGAGAUGUGCUGCUCUGUGCAAGGCCACCUGGCACAGACGCUAGCAGACUUUGAGCUGAAGUUGGAGAAGGAGGUUCUGGAGCCCCUUAGCAAACUCAGUGAGGAGGACCUGCCGGAGAUCUUGAAGAACAAAAAACAAUUUGGCAAACUCACAACAGACUGGAAUGCUGCUCGGAUGAGGUCACAGGCCAGCACAGGCGCCCAGGCUAAGCAGGAUGGACUGAAGGAGGACAUGGAGGAGGCUUGGAGGAAGUUGGAGAGUAUCAAGGACAGCUACUCUGCAGACCUCUACCUCUACCGAACCAGAGAGGAUGACUACGCCAACUACUUCACACGGUUACUAGAGCUCCAGGCUGAGUACCAUGAGAGAUCACUGGACUUCCUGAAAAAUAAAAUAACUGCAGUCAAGGAAAACCCCAGCGAGCCCGACUCUCCACGGUGGCCGUCCUCCAGGAAGGUUUAUGGGGAGGCGCUCCUCACGCAUCUGAAGAGCUGCGAACGAGACAUAGCCGCACCCAUCCAGGAGUGUGUGGAGAUGCUGCUGCAGAAAGGUGUGAAAGAGGAGGGUCUGUUCCGGUUGGCAGCUGCUGCCUCCGUGGUGAAGAAGCUGAAGAAUAGUCUGGAUGCAGGGAUGGUGGACCACAGCGAGUUCAAUACAGACCCUAAUGCUGUAGCAGGGGCUUUGAAGUCUUACCUCCGAGAGCUUCCUGAACCACUUAUGACCUUUGAACUGUAUCAGGAUUGGUUCAAAGCUGCAGAGGAGAAGGAGCUAUCUGACAAGCUAGAAAAGUUCAGAGAUGUACUGAAAAAACUGCCGUCAGAAAACUACAACAACCUUCGAUACCUUGUGCAAUUUUUAACAUGUCUGUCUGAGUACCAGGGGCUGAACAAAAUGACACCCAGCAACAUUGCCAUAGUACUUGGGCCUAACUUACUCUGGCCUAAAAUUGAGGGGGAACACUCUCUGUUGGACAUGGCCUCUGCCUCCUCAGUCCAGGUUGUCAUGGUGAUAGAACCCCUUAUCCAGUAUUCCAAGAGCCUUUUCCCUGAAGAACCAGAGUUUGAGGUCCCAGACCCUCCUCCCAGUCCAGGCCCAACUGCUGCAGAGGGCAAUUCCUCAGAGGGAGCCCCCCCAUCCUCCCCCCCACCUUUACAUCCCAAUUUGUCCAAAACUGACAGUUCCGGUGAAGCACAGCCGAGUGGGCUUCGGCCAUUACAGAAGUCUGACUCUGUGAAUCGGGGAACAAUAUCAUGGGAGUCCUCGCCUUCAGACCCUGCUGUGGAAACGGUGGGGCCCAGUUUUGGCGGCCAAACCCCUAACCAGGGUCCCAAUCCUGCCCCUCGCUCCAUCUUCACUCAGGCUGGGGUGAAGGAGCCGAGCCCCCAAGACACCCUCACCGAGUUGCCCCCCAGGCUGAAUAUCUCUAGUCCUUUCAAACCACGGCGAUCAUUCAUGCAACACAAGCCCCCCAACUCCUCCAACCUACCACUGGGGGCGCACAAACCCAAGACUCCUGCGCCUCCCAACAUCCCUAAUGUCUCUAACAUACUUCAAACCAAGCCUUCUACGGCCUCUUCUGUUCCUAUAUACACAUCCGUGGCCUCUUCUACCCCUGCUGUCAGUCCUCCGCCCCCAUCCGGUGCUCCAACCAACAAACCUCAAGCCCCGGUCAAGCCUCAGGCCCCGGUAAAGCCUCAAGUCCCUAUCCAGAAGAAAACGGUUGUGAAGAAGGGGACGGUCCGAGCCCCGAAACACGCGCCUCCACCCCCCCCACCAUCAGUACCCAAAGCGCUGCCAUCCGCGGCCCAUUGAGGGUGAUUGGUCCACUGAGAGCAGUGUAGCUAUUGAAUGAGUUCUAGCUGCGUCCUGUGUAGCUCUUUAAAAUAUCUGGUGGUCUGACCGGAGAUGAUAAAGCCUAGUCUCAAAGGUCAGUGAGGCUUGUCUUGAACUAGAAUUGUCACAUGGUAAGGUUUUCAUUUGUAAAGAUUUACUCUGUGUUGUCUAGUGCAAUUGUCCAUUUAGAUGUUAGUUUUAUAGUAGGGCCACCAUAGAAGGUGAGUUCGUACACCUGGCUCCAUCAAAUCUUUUCUGACUUAAGUCAUCUAAAGAAGGGUAUGCUUCAAAAAGCAAGUCAAAAUUAUGCAUAUUGUUUGUAGGACAUUGAGUGUCUCCUUAAUAUGCUCCCUCUGGUGGGCUUUGUGUUAACUGCAUCAGGCUGUGCCAUUGAAGCAACACAAACAUGUACAUAUAGUGAUUGUUUAAGCUUAUUGAAAACCUUUAUUUUUAUUGUUAUCAUUAUUAUUUUGUAAUUUUUCUCUUACAAAAUGGUAAUUUACAAGGGUUGACCACACAUAUACCACACAUGGUACACUUGGCUGUACAUGUUUGCACAUACAUGUAUUUGAUUAAGCAUAUAAGAGGACUGGACAGGUCUUCCUCUCUCGUGUAUAAAAUUGCAUAAUAAAAUUGCUGGUAAUCCAACCAGUUACAUUA
Clupea harengus (Atlantic herring) is the source of this 5083-nucleotide messenger RNA. It is a transcript of the gene sh3bp1, whose product is annotated as SH3-domain binding protein 1. Gene Ontology annotation, cellular component: intracellular anatomical structure; cytosol; cytoplasm. Gene Ontology annotation, biological process: regulation of actin cytoskeleton organization; positive regulation of GTPase activity; signal transduction. Gene Ontology annotation, molecular function: protein binding; GTPase activator activity. The record is from RefSeq and is a predicted model, not a curated record. NCBI's taxonomy places the organism in Eukaryota, Metazoa, Chordata, Actinopteri, Clupeiformes, Clupeidae.